Molecule: messenger RNA, 1097 nt
Organism: Paralichthys olivaceus (Japanese flounder)
Lineage: Eukaryota; Metazoa; Chordata; Actinopteri; Pleuronectiformes; Paralichthyidae
Gene: hp
Product: haptoglobin
Biological process (GO): proteolysis
Molecular function (GO): serine-type endopeptidase activity
Source: RefSeq, a predicted model, not a curated record
CACAACACACUCAAGAGCAGAGAUUAAAACCAGUCACUGCUACAAAGAGGAAUAUUAUCAAAAAAAUGCGGUUUUCUCUGACUGCGCUCCUCCUGGCAGCACUGGCCUCUCUGGCAGACGUGUCUCAUGCUGAGGAAAGAAUUGAUCGCUCUAUGUCAGCCUCCAGAUUUGCAUCACACCGUUCCAGGCGAAUGGUUGGGGGAUUUCUGGCCCCUCACGUUCCCUGGCAGGUCAUGGUGUACCUUGCUGACAGCGUGAUGGACGGAGGCUAUGCAGGUGGUGCUCUCAUUUCUGACCGAUGGGUUUUGACGGCUGGCAGGAACCUGUUUGUCAGGAAGAGUCGAGAGGACAUUCAGGGAAAAGAUCCCAUAAUCCCCAAAGUGUACGUGGGAAUCUCACAACUGGAAAAAGGUGGUGACUCUAAAGGGGUCGCAGUAGAGAAGGUUGUUCUUCAUCCAGGCUUCCAGAACCGCUCUGACUGGGACAACGACUUGGCUCUGAUCCAGCUGAAGGAGCCUGUGGUUAUGAGCGAUAAAGUGACCCCAAUCCCCCUGCCGGAGAGAGGACAGGACCUGAACAACGCCAUGGGAGGGUCAGGGGUCAUCACCGGCUGGGGCUGGGGGAUCAACUUCACCCCUGCUAAGUCACUGAAAUACCUCAUACUCCCUCUAGCUGAUCAUUCUCAAUGUAAAGCAGAAUAUGAACAUAUAUCUUUCACUCCAGAUGUAGACGACAACAUGUUCUGCACAGCGGCUAUUAAUUCUGGGGAAAAUGUUUGUUUUGGGGAUGCAGGGGGUGCUCUGGCCGUCAAUGACACAGAAACCGGAGACAUUUAUGCUGCAGGGAUCCUUUCCUAUGACAAAUCCUGCAGCAGAUACAACUACGGAGUUUAUAUGAAGAUUUCCUCGUACUUACCCUGGAUUCACAGUGUCAUCAGGGGAGACACAGAGAAAUCAUCUGCUCUGCGCUCCGAUGCAAUGUCCAAAAUGUACAAGUGGCAGCCGUAGAGCUUCAGGCUUUGUUCUUUUGAAUUUUGUAAAGAAAUAAAUGUGAAUUUUAAACAGUGAAUUUUAUUAAAUAGACCAUUCAUAAUGCAA